GGUGUGGAGAGUCGGGGAAAGCCAGCUCCUUGAACAGGUGGGGGUCCAGGAAGAGUCUGGAAUGUAGAGACAGGGCUAGUUAUGACAGAAAUAACGGGAAGCGGAGUGCAGGUGUGCAGGGAUCCUGGCGACAGCAGGGUGCUGAGUGCCCUAAAGACUCCCGUCUGCCGGGGUGUAGGCAGCGAGAAUCGGUCCGGACCCAGCGGGUAGGCUUGGGGCAGCGACCAGCAGUGCACCAGGGUUAUGAGAUGGGGCAUGUGAGAGCUUGGAUGUUUUCCAAGAAACUGAGAACAGGCUGGGGGGAAUGAUGAAAAAGCUUUCCCUAGGUGCAGUUCCCAAUUUGGACCCCUCCCGACCCCCCACCCUACCACCCCCACCCCCUGCGAGCUGCCGUGCAAUCUGUGGUUGCCAUGGCAACCCGUGCCCGGCUCUCCUAGAGGCGGUGCCAACCCUACUCCCCCCACCACUUCCUUCCCCCCUCCCUCCCUGUCCCUCCCUCCUUUGUGUCAGCUGCGCCCCUGACCGGGAUGGCUGCGAAGAGAGGGACCAAGACAAGCAUGAAGAACAUGGAGAAGGAGCUGCUGUGCCCAGUGUGCCAAGAGAUGUACAAGCAGCCGCUAGUGCUGCCUUGUACCCACAACGUGUGUCAGGCCUGUGCCAGGGAAGUCUUGGGCCAGCAGGGCUACCUAGGCCAUGGUGGGGACCCCAGUUCGGAACCCACUUCUCCUGCUUCUACGCCUUCUACCCGAAGCCCCCGCCUCUCUCGGAGAACUCUCCCCAAGCCAGAUCGUUUGGACCGGCUCCUUAAGUCAGGCUUCGGGACAUACCCUGGGCGGAAGCGGGGUGCCUUGCACCCCCAGACGAUCGUAUUCCCAUGCCCAGCCUGCCAAGGCGAUGUGGAGCUGGGGGAGCGCGGCCUUUCUGGGCUUUUCCGAAACCUGACCCUAGAGCGCGUGGUGGAGAGGUACCGACAGAGUGUGAGCGUGGGAGGCGCCAUCCUGUGCCAGUUGUGCAAGCCCCCACCGCUAGAGGCCACCAAGGGCUGCACCGAGUGUCGAGCAACCUUCUGCAAUGAAUGCUUCAAGCUCUUCCACCCCUGGGGCACUCAGAAGGCCCAGCAUGAGCCCACUCUGCCCACUCUCUCAUUCCGCCCCAAGGGUCUGAUGUGUCCAGACCACAAGGAAGAGGUGACUCACUACUGUAAGACAUGCCAACGACUGGUGUGUCAACUCUGCAGGGUACGGCGCACCCACAGUGGACACAAGAUCACUCCAGUGCUCAGUGCCUACCAGGCCCUCAAGGAUAAGCUGACAAAGAGCCUGGCAUACAUCUUGGGAAACCAGGACACAGUACAGACCCAGAUCUGUGAGCUGGAAGAGACCAUCAGGCAUACUGAGGUGAGUGGUCAGCAGGCGAAGGAGGAGGUGUCACAGCUGGUUCGGGGACUGGGGGCCGUGCUGGAAGAGAAGCGGGCCUCUCUGCUGCAGGCCAUCGAAGAGUGCCAGCAAGAACGGUUAUCACGGCUCAGCGCCCAGAUGCACGAACAUCAGAGCCUGCUGGAUGGCUCGGGUUUGGUGGGUUAUGCCCAGGAAGUCCUUAAGGAAACAGAUCAGCCUUGCUUUGUGCAAGCAGCCAAACAGCUGCAUAACAGGAUUGCCCGAGCUACUGAGGCCCUACAGACGUUCCGGCCAGCUGCCAGCUCCUCCUUCCGCCAUUGUCAGCUGGAUGUGGGGCGUGAGAUGAAGCUGCUGACGGAGCUUAACUUCCUGAGAGUGCCUGAGGCUCCUGUCAUUGACACCCAGCGAACCUUCGCCUACGACCAAAUCUUCCUGUGCUGGCGGCUGCCCCCCCACUCACCACCUGCCUGGCAUUACACCAUUGAAUUCCGGCGUACGGAUGUCCCCGCCCAGCCAGGCCCUACACGCUGGCAGCGUCGGGAGGAGGUGAGGGGCACCAGUGCCCUUCUUGAGAACCCUGACACAGGCUCUGUGUAUGUGCUGCGUGUCCGUGGCUGCAACAAGGCUGGCUAUGGGGAGUACAGUGAGGACGUACAUCUGCACACGCCUCCAGCCCCUGUCCUGCACUUCUUCCUUGACGGCCGCUGGGGUGCGAGCCGAGAGCGGCUAGCUAUCAGCAAGGACCAGCGAGCGGUGCGGAGCAUUCCGGGGCUUCCCUUGUUGCUGGCUGCCGAGCGGCUGCUCACAGGCUGUCAUCUGAGUGUGGACGUGGUCCUGGGUGAUGUGGCUGUGACCCAGGGCCGCAGCUACUGGGCCUGUGCAGUAGACCCUGCCUCCUACUUGGUCAAGGUGGGCGUCGGGCUGGAGAGCAAGCUUCAGGAAAGCUUCCAGGGUGCCCCGGAUGUGAUCAGCCCCAGCUCCCUGGCCCUUUCCCCAUUCCCUUCCUCCACCUCCCAACAUCCUCCUUCCCGAUUCCCACUCCUACAGAUACGACCCGGACAGCGGGCACGACAGCGGUGCGGAAGAUGCUACAGUGGAGGCGUUGCCACCCUUUGCCUUCCUCACCAUUGGCAUGGGCAAGAUCCUGCUGGGCUCAGGAGCAAGUUCAAACGCAGGCCUGACAGGGAGGGAUGGCCCAGCAGCCAGCUGCACAGUGCCCCUGCCACCCCGCCUGGGCAUCUGCUUGGACUACGAGCAGGGGCGAGUUUCCUUCCUGGAUGCUGUGUCCUUCCGUGGGCUCCUCGAGUGCCCCCUGGACUGCUCAGGGCCUGUGUGCCCUGCCUUCUGCUUCAUUGGUGGUGGCGCUGUACAGCUGCAGGAGCCUGUGGGCACCAAGCCUGAGAGGAAAGUCACCAUCGGGGGCUUUGCCAAGCUGGACUGAGCCUUUCAGCCCCCUAAUCCAGACCUGACCUCUGCUCCCCAAGCGUCCAGGCAGCAGGUUGUUUACCCAGCAGCUUCUGCCCCCCAACUUUCCCUAACUAUGUGUGUGGUCUGCCCCAUACCUUGCCAGCCAUGUCUUCCCAGGGCUUCCCUUGACUGAGGGGCUCUCCCCUCCUUCCCUCUGGAUGUCCUCCUUUCUGUGUUACCUCUUGGCCUAGGCUCCAAGCCCUGCCCUUGGAGUCUUAACUAAAGCAUAGAAAGCCCCUGACCCAUCCCUGUCCUGUGCCCCUGAGGCUAUUGGGAGGGAGGGCACCUGGAACAGUGGGUGUGAUUGACAGCUCUGCCCUUUGCCUUGCCAAGCUCCCUGCUCCAUUGAUGCUGAACCACAGCCUUGGCAGCCAGGCUUUGUGCCUCCCCAUGAGGGAGGAGGACCUACCAUUUUAUUUGGGUCCCUAUACCCCUCAACCGCAUGUCCCUUCUGUCCCUCUUCUCCCUCUUGCAUGCUUCUCCUAUUCUGCACCCAUGCCAACGUGCCAAGUCUCCCUUGGGAACCCAACUGAGGCUGGUGUCCCCAUUGGGUUGGGCCAAGCUAGGCCUCUGGUGCCUGCUACCGCCUCCUUGCAGUGGGCGUUGCUAGGCCUGUGCUGAGCCACAGCUGUCGUUCUCGUGGUUUAGAAACAAUAAAUGGUGACACCAGGUGCAUUUCUGGUUUCCUGGAGUGUAA
This is a messenger RNA of Microtus ochrogaster (prairie vole), 3561 nucleotides long. RefSeq names its product tripartite motif containing 46 (gene Trim46). The record is from RefSeq and is a predicted model, not a curated record. NCBI's taxonomy places the organism in Eukaryota, Metazoa, Chordata, Mammalia, Rodentia, Cricetidae. Gene Ontology annotation, biological process: neuron migration; anterograde synaptic vesicle transport; microtubule bundle formation. Gene Ontology annotation, molecular function: protein binding; zinc ion binding. Bases 528 to 2798 code for a protein of 756 amino acids. Gene Ontology annotation, cellular component: main axon. The transcript is spliced from 10 exons.